AUGGCUGUAAAUGACUCGACCGAUGCGAUGGCCGCAUUAUCCGUCAACGAUGACCUCUGGAAAGAACUCGGAUUGGACGAUAUCAUUCAGACACAGCUAAUCAAAAUUGAAAAUGAUUAUGAGAGCAUUUUCUCCUGGGACAUCCAGCGACUAACAGGAGUCAGUCAAAAUCUUAGGUUGAACCUUGUUGAUAAAGUUCGGGAAAAACAAGAAAUGCUCACAGGCAUGGACAGCUGCAAGAAUGAUGAAUUCAAUUUAAAUAAGUUUUACUUACAAUUGGUAGCUAGUUAUGAACUUUACAAUAGUAAACGUUAUAAGGAAUCAUAUUUGGAAAUUGAAAACGUUGUUAAAUUUCUGGAGACGUGUAAAUUUGACGAGUCAAACGAACAGUACGCUGAUGCUUACCAUCAUAUUGCUCGGGCCUCCAAUGCGUAUAUUGCAUUAACAUUGAAAAUUGAUUCAGAAAAGUUACUCAAUGAUAUUAAACAAAUCAACAAUUUUAAUUGUGCUGAGAAAGCUGCAAUUUGUGCGGUUAAAGCCAGAAUUUUUAUGGAAUAUCCUCCAAAAGGAAACGAUAUUGCUUUAGAAUUUGCUUCUCGAGCAUGCAACCUCUAUUCUGCAGAACAUGAAUGGAUAAUCGUUUGGUUAAAAGCCAAAGGACGAGUAAGGCGUUAUUACCAACCAUUUGAUAUGGCUGAUAAUGAUGAAAUGGAUGCUGCAAAAACGUUAUGCUCAACAAAAUUAAAGUCUCACAUUUUAAUUGAAGUUUCUCAACUUUACAAGGAAGCAGGAUUUGUUAAUAAAAUAAAAAACAACUACAAUGAAUCCAACAAAUAUUAUACGCUUGCAUCUAAUAUUGCUAAAAAAUCAGUUGAAUUAGCAAAAGAUGAUACAAUACAACUUUGUUUUAUUUUAAUGGCAUGUAUCGAUUUUCCAAAACUGUUGUCAAAAUCCAUUAUAGACAAUUUAAUUACAAAACUCACAAAUGUUCAAAAUAGCUGUGUGGAUGAAGUUCUAGGCUUAUAUUAUUUAAAACAGGAACAGGAUUAUGGAAAAGCAAAAAUUCAUUUACUUCGUGGAAAGGCUGCUGGUCAAUUUCGUAGUGCAUUGCAGUUAAUCAGAGUAGAGUGCCUGUUACAAUCUGUCAAUACAUUUCCUUACGUAAACACUCUAAAUAUGAUGUAUGAUGAUUUUUCAAACCCAGUGAGAAGGCUAACUAUUUUAUUACAUUUAUUGAUGUAUUACAAUUAUUGUGAAAAAAAUCCGAAAGAAAUGAUGCGCUACCUAAAAUUGUACAUUGAUCAAGACGUCGACGAUACUUUAAAAAAACGGCAUUUAAUUUUUGUUCGUCCAUUGUUUAAUGUGGGCAGAUAUAUUAAAUCAAAUGAAUUUCUGAAUGUUCUAUUUGAGAAUCUAAAAGAUUUAAUGAACUAUAAGUGGAGUAUAGAAGAAAAAAAGACGGUUGACUACACAUUUGAUUGGUUCAAUAAAAUUUUAAAAUUAAAUAUUGAUGGUGAUAAUUUUAAUGAUGGUAAUAAAACCACUAUUAAUGAAAAAAAUUUAUCUUGGCGAAAACAGCGGGUUGAUUUAUCAGAAAAUAAGUCUAAUGAAAUUCAUCAACAGAAAAAUGAAUCUUGGAGAAAACAACGAAACCCAAAGGUAUGA
This is a messenger RNA of Macrosiphum euphorbiae (potato aphid), 1665 nucleotides long. NCBI's taxonomy places the organism in Eukaryota, Metazoa, Arthropoda, Insecta, Hemiptera, Aphididae. The record is from the annotation of a GenBank genome assembly.